This is a messenger RNA of Bursaphelenchus xylophilus (pine wood nematode), 2088 nucleotides long. Lineage: Eukaryota; Metazoa; Nematoda; Chromadorea; Rhabditida; Aphelenchoididae. The record is from the annotation of a GenBank genome assembly.
AUGUUAUGGACAACGGCGGCCCUCAUACUAGUCGUGUGCUCCAGGAAUAAGAAGUUCGAGAAGGAGAAGAGGCGCGACUCAACGAACGCCAAUCUACAGCGUGUUUCAAGGAAAUCCGCGGCAAGUUUUUGACGAUUUCUUGGUGCUCACAAUCAGUCAAGAUAUCCAAAAAAAUUUUUGCAUUAGAAAGAAGAAGGUGGGUGGUUUUUUUGCCUAAACAAACUUUUUUCUUCGCCAACGCGGAAAAACGUGUAUUCGGCGGAGACUUUAAAUCGUUUUUUUGGUUAUCACGUCCAUAUCAAAGAUGUGUGAUGACCAAAAAGUGUCCAAAAGUCACCGCCGAAUACACUGCUUUCCGCGUUGGCGGAGAAAAUGAUUUUCUUAGGCAAAAAACCACCCAUCUUCUUCUUUACCGUGCAAAAAGAUUUUUUUGGAUAUCUUGACUGAGCGCCAAGAAAUCGACAAAAACUGUUCGGGGAAUUUCUUGAAACACGUAAAAUAAUUUUAACCAAAAACUCCAUUUUUAGCAAAAAUGCUACAAUGGGAGACCUGGGCCAGUGGCAAAAAACGUACCAUUUUGCAUCCAGGAAGUAUCAAAAAUGUGGCAAAAUGCAUCCCUCUCCCAGUGAAAAAACUCCGAUUUCAAAAGCGCGCCCGCUCUUUUUGUGAGGGACCCUUCAAAACGAUGUUUUUUCACUUGGAGGAGGAAGCAUUUUGCCACAUUUUUGAUCCUUCCCGGAUGCAAAAUGGUACGUUUUUUGCCACUGGAUUUCUGUGAUUAAUUUUUUGGACAUUGCAAAUUACUAUAAAUUCUCUUUAGAAUGUGACCAAUGAAGCGCGUUGGGACGAGAAGAAGGCGCGUGGGAUCAGCAGCAGCAGUCAUCGAAAGCCGGAAGCCGCCGUGCGCGCCACAAAAAUGAUAACUUUCGAGGAGCGAAGGGAGCGUUUCAGGCGGUCGUACAGGGAGCUCAGUAAAAAAUAUGGCCGCAAAAAGGAGCCCAAGGCCGACCGAAAUUUGACCGCAACAAUGUUGGUGGAGGAGAACGAAGACGAUUUUGAGGUGGGUUUUGGUUUUAGUUGUACACUAAAAAUUGUCGUUUUAGGACCCUAAUGCGCCAAGUCCGCCGAAAAAGACCUGUCUGACACAAGAAACGACUGAUUUAUGCACGUAAGUGACGAUUUAAUCAUACAGACCUGAUCCAGUGGCGAAAAACGUAUAAUUUUGCAUUCGGGAAGUAUCAAAAAUGUGGCAAAAUGCUUCCCUCUCCAAGUGAAAAAACUUCGUUUUGAAGGGCCCCUAAAAAAAAGAGCGGGCACGCUUUUUAAAUCUGAGUUUUUUCACUUGGAGAGGGAGGUAUUUUGCCACAUUUUUUGAUACUUCCUGCAUGCAAAAUGGUACGCUUUUUGCCACUGGAUCAGGUCCACUGUAGGCGUUUUGCUCGGGGAGCGACGAUUGGGGAAAAAGACAGUUGGGGAAACUGAAAAGUAUUAUUUUUCUUCGGUAUAAGUGUCGAAAUUAGGAUAACCGAUGGCGCUGAUUUCGAAAAUGACAUUCAUUUUUUUUCGUUACUAUUUUGCUUAAGUAGUAUUGUAAAGCAGUACUUUUUUGAACUUUUUUCACAAUACUCGAUUUAGGGUUUUCGAUGGUGGUGAUUCCGAAAAUCUUGUUCAUUUUUUUCUGGUUUGAAAUCAGCACCAUCGAAAACCCCUAAACCGAGUAUUGUGAAAAAAGUAAAAAAAAAACUGCUUUACAAUACUACUUACGCAAAAUAGUAAGGAUCAAAAAAUGAAUGUCAUUUUGGAAAUCAGCGCCAUCGGGUAUCCUAAUUUCGACAUUUACGUCGAAGAAAAAUAAAACUUUUCGGUUUCCCCAAUUGUCUUUUUCCAUAAUCGUCCAUUUUCACAGCCAUCUUUUUCCCCAACUGUCUUUUUCCCAAUUGUCUUUUUCCCCAAUUCACGACGUUUCGUUUUGCCCUGGAAAUGUCUCGCUCAUUUUUAUAUUGUUUUAGGCAAGAGGAAAGUUCUAAUCAAAAGAAUGAAGUAACCGCAAGAAGAUCAGCAAAUGAAAGACCGUCUGCUGAAGUGUAG